Vicia villosa (hairy vetch) is the source of this 1533-nucleotide messenger RNA. RefSeq lists its product as uncharacterized. The coding region runs from base 1 to 1533 and encodes 510 amino acids. The transcript has 4 exons. Lineage: Eukaryota; Viridiplantae; Streptophyta; Magnoliopsida; Fabales; Fabaceae. The record is from RefSeq and is a predicted model, not a curated record.
AUGGCCGCAACUGGUCCGAUUCUUGGGUCUACAGGAACGAUCCAAGGAAAUAAUUCAACAUUUGUUACUGCUACAAGUAUUUCGUCGAAUGCACAAGUGAGUCCAGUACCACAAUUUGGUACUCAGGGGACACCCCCACCGAAUCAAGGAUUCGGAGACCAGAGACAAUGGAGAGACCCACCCUACGGGAUGCCAUAUUCUUACAUAGCGGGUUUAAGUAGUAGUAAACUUGUUUAUCCGGCACCAAACGUGUCAGCUUUUACCCCAUUCCAAAAUUUUGGUUCUGGCGUGAAAAAUUUGGGACAAAAUGGCCAAGGCCAAAACGUCAUACCCACGCUAACAACAAAUAAUCAAGCAGCGUUCCGACAACAAAUGGACGCUAGUAAUCAGGAUAUGAACAUUAACAAAACCAACCAAGAUAACUCUGAGACAUGUCAACAAUUGUCAGCACAGAUGGGUCAAAUAGCAAACUUUUUAGGCGCUCCCGAGACUUCGGUGCGUCGAUGGACAAACCAAAUAGUUACCAAGGAGGAUGAACUAACCAUAAAUCAAGUUCGGCCACCAAGACUACCCCUCGAAACGGAAAUUUUAAGGGCGGAACAACAUAUAGUUCGACUAGAAACCCCUGAAGAACAACCUGGGAGGGUAGUACUAGUUGAUAGAAACCAAAAUGCUGAUGAAGUGAUUCACAGGGUUAGGAAAAAUAAUCAGAUGGAGACAAAUCUAACUGCUAUGAUAGAGAGGAUCAUGGCCCAAAAUGGUCUAAAUAUCGGACUUCGGAGGCCAAAUUAUACAUCCCCUUUAUCUGAUUAUGUCUUACAAGCUGAUUUACCUAGGGGUCGCAAGGUCCCUACCAAGUUUUCAGGUGAUACUAGUGAAUCUACCACAGAGCACAUAGCCAGGUAUAUGACAGAGGUAGGAGAUUUGGCGAACAAUGAGGAUCUGAGGAUGAAGUAUUUUCCCAGUUCUCUAACCAAGAAGGCUUUCACAUGGUUCACAACACUACCGCCAAACUCCAUAGAUACUUGGUCCCAGUUCUGUUUGCUAAAAGCUAGAUGUUUCACAGUGGUACCUGAACACGAAUUAGUCGAAAUGGCCGCUGGAGGUCUAGAUUACUCCAUCAGGAAGAAAUUGGACACUCAAUAUCUGCGAGAUAUAGCCCAAUUGGAUGAUAAAGUUCGCCAGGUCGAAAUACUGAAAGCAGAGAAGGCUAGAGCAAAUAAAAGUUAUAAAAAAGAGAGGGUUACCUAUGUCGAAGUAGACGAAGGAGGACCAGAUACCUUCGAGGACCAAUAUGGUUUCGAAGAUUGCGAGGUAGAUCUAGCCGAAUUAAAAGAAGCAGAUGGCCAAAUAGUUUUGCCUUCUAAUAUUAAGAUUCCUCCGUUUGAGCAACGGAAGAAGAGAGGCUACUGUAAAUACCACAAUUUUUUGGGCCACAAAACCUCACAGUGUUUCCUUUUCAGGGAUCUUAUCCAGAAUGCCAUAAAGGAAGGGCGUCUGAAGUUUGCUGACAAAGGGAAAAGUCAGAUGUAG